This is a messenger RNA of Plectropomus leopardus (leopard coralgrouper), 1733 nucleotides long. RefSeq names its product ARF like GTPase 1 (gene arl1). Lineage: Eukaryota; Metazoa; Chordata; Actinopteri; Perciformes; Serranidae. Gene Ontology annotation, molecular function: GTP binding; GTPase activity. The record is from RefSeq and is a predicted model, not a curated record.
CGAGUCGGUGACAGAGUUCAGCGACACGUCAACCACAAGGAAGUAGGUGUUUGUCUAACCUGCGACUUAAUUGCGGCUCGAAGGACCGAAGUCUUAUCGAAAUGGGUCAAAUCUUCACUAAUAUCUUUGCCGGCCUGUUUGGCAGCAGGGAGAUGAGGAUUCUUAUCCUUGGUUUGGACGGUGCAGGAAAAACAACCAUUCUCUACCGGCUGCAGGUUGGAGAGGUGGUAACCACAAUCCCAACAAUUGGCUUCAACGUUGAGACAGUCACCUACAAAAAUCUGAAGUUCCAGGUGUGGGAUCUGGGAGGACAGACAAGUAUCAGACCCUACUGGCGGUGUUACUACUCAAACACAGAUGCGAUCAUCUAUGUCGUCGACAGCAGCGACCGCGACAGGAUGGGCAUCUCUAAGUCUGAGCUGGUGGCCAUGUUGGAGGAGGAAGAGCUGAAGAAAGCUAUACUGGUGGUCUUCGCAAAUAAACAGGACAUGGACCAAGCAAUGACACCUGCUGAGGUGGCACAGUCUCUGGGCCUCCCCGCCCUCAAAGAGAGAAAAUGGCAGAUCUUCAGGACAUCAGCUCUAAAAGGCUCUGGCCUGGAUGAAGGAAUGGAAUGGCUGGUGGAUGCCCUCAAGUGUCGGCAGUAAAGGCUCCCACCCAUUUUGUAUAUACUCCUGACCUUUGACCUUCCUGUAUGAAGCCUUGUGACUGACCCCUCUCUCCUACACCCGUGACUGCACUCCUCCCCAACUCCAACCCACCUGAAGCCUUGGCCUAACGCCUUUCAAGCCUGGGACUUACAAGUGAAGGCUGCAGUAACGUCUGGACACACAAAGCCCCAAAUCUUCCAACAAUGGUGGCACAAGUGAAGCUUUCAUAGAGCUGUGGAACUUCAGUGAUGGACAAAUUGGUGUCUACUUUUUUUCCUGUGUUGAAACACCUUAGAACAGACUUGUUAAAUAUUAAUUCACGAUUGCAUUUUUAAGCAACGUAAAUUAUCAUGGAUUAAAAGGAAUCUAUAAAAGAAGGCUCUGAUCUGACUUUCUGUAGCAUUUCUAAAGUCAGGCAUCUUUGCUGGACAAUGUUAGCUUCAUCUUCUCUCAGAGCGUUUAAGUAUUUGGCAUGUUUUGCAGCCAGAAGGAGAUCGGUUUUUGAUCGACACUAACAUUAGCAAGACGUUAUAAAGAUACACCGAGGGGGAAGUGGUUUUCCCAAAAGGCACAAACAUCAUCAGGGGUUCCAUAGUACAAAUUUAAGUCCUGCUCCUAACCUGAGUAACCAGAGGUAAGGACACAUCAUCACUGAGAAGCAGCUGCUUGAUUGCCAACUUAUUAGACAAUUUCUGAUAGUAUGCUAGACUAGCCAUACCUGUCUGUACAAAAAUAUUCUGAUUUACUUUUAGAAAUUGCAAAUUUUACCCAGCAUACGCUAAAUAUCCUCUGGCCAAGUGUUACUGCAGCCCGGGCUGUUUUUGUACUAUAGUCAGGCAGAUACAUUAUCAUUGAUUUCUAUUGUUGUUUUUCCUCCUGUUCAUUUGUGGUGUUCCCACUUUUUUUUAAAAUAGUAAUUUGGUAGAGAAGCAUUUUUCCAUCAAAAUCAUUGAGUGCAGCUUUGGCAUAUUAGUCAUUUAGUUACUGAACACUAACUGUAUGCUCAAAGUUUUAUGGUUGCAUAUUUAUAUCUGCUUGUACAGUGAAAAUGAUUCUCAGUAAAGAUUGCUAUCAGUGAUUGUA